CCUCGACCUUAAUAGGUCUUGGCCUUGGUCUUAUUUGGCGCGUUGCCAACAUCGAAUCCUCACAUUUGCAGCCAUCCUAAAAUGUCAUAGACGAAUUGAAUGCGAUUCAAGAUGGAUGCUAAAAGCUCUGCUCAAUCGUUCCUUUCGUCCUAUGCGCCGCGCCUGCGCGUUUAUAACAAUUCUCUUCUCUCUCCCGUAAUUCAUUCUGCUGCACCGACCGGACCUGUAUCGCGAACGACGAAGCGUGGCACCACCGUAAUUAACUAUGCCGAGGAUGGUUACGACUACGACGAUGACGAUGACGAUGACUCUCGAAGACGGCCGACAGGCUUGCGCAGCUUAAGACGCGAGGACAGCGCAUCCAGAAUAGAUCCGGGCGACAAGUUCGGGAAAGAGACCAACACACCGGUGGAAGUUCAGGGCAUUUGGAGAGAUUGGUUUGUGAAAAAUAAACUGAAAUCUGAUCUUAGUGGCCAGGCCCAAGCUUUACUACCCGUCACACUCAUUCCCAUUCGAAUUGAUGUCGACAUUCCUGCAUUCAUACCUUCGGCACCAUUCCCAAUCCCACGAGGCCUUACUCAACCUCCUCCACAUAUAGACCCAGCGUUGUAUCGAACAGGAGAGAUGACGGUCCCAUACAAGCUGAGAGAUAUCUUCUUAUGGAAUCUACAUGAGACUAUGAUGACGACGGAUCAAUUUGCCCUCAAUCUCGUCCAGGAUCUAGAUCUUCCCAAUGCUGCUGCUAUUGCUGCCGAGAUCAGCAAGCAGAUCAGAACUCAAUUAGAAGAGUAUGCCGGCGUUGCGCUUCAUCCUCUCUUCCAUUCAGAAGAGAAGGCGCCUAUGAAUGGCAUGGGACUUGCCCCUCCGUCCAGUUUCCGCGAUACUCCAGCCACACCUGCCACUCCUCUUCCCAUCUCGAUGCGUGGCCCCGAAACGCCUUUCCGAACUGGCCCAGACACAGGUGUUGAUACUCCGAGGGGUGGCCGUCUCCAGGUUAACGAGAUAACAGCCAGUGCCACACCAAUCCCUGCCGACUCUGAUGAAUUGAACCCCGACGACACUUACCGAUGCAUUGUUUCCCUAAACAUCAACCUCUCUUCUCAACUUUACACCGACAAGUUCGAAUGGUCGUUAUUGCACCCGCCCGGUACUGCUGAGGCGUUCGCCAAAAUCACGUGUUCUGAUCUAGGCCUUUCUGGGGAGUGGGUGCCAGCUUUAACCCAUGCGAUCUAUGAGGCGGUAUUACGUCUCAAGAAGGAAGCAUGUGAGGCUGGUGGUUUAGUGGCAGGAUGGGGUGGAAUCGGUACUGAAUUUCCUAACGACGCCGCUCAUGGCGGUGAUGCCGGCUGGCGAUACGACCACGAACACCUUGGAGAUGAAUGGGAGCCAAAGAUCGAAGUACUUUCUAAGGAAGAGAUUGAGAAGCGUGAAGUCGACAGAGAACGACAGAUCCGCCGUCUCCGCCGAGAGACAGCACGAUUCAGUAGCAAUGCUGGUAUGAUAGGUGGCGUGCCUGGUUUGGGCACUGAAGUCGAAGAGGAGAGAAUGGGACGCGGAGAACGAUCGAAGAAGAAGCGUAGAUUCCGAAGUCUAAGUCCACUAGGCCGAUCUGGUACACCGGGCGGUAGAAUUACACCGGACGUGGGAUACGGCGGAGGCGGCGGCGGCACACUCGGCGACCAAGAACGGCAGGGCUGGCGUUGCACCCAUUGUCGUAUCUGGGGUACCAGUGUAUGGGCUGUCAGAGAUGGACCGUGGGGUCCUAGGUCUCUCUGCGCCAACUGCGGCCGACUCUACGAACAGACGAAGAUGCUGCCUCGAUCGACGAAGAAUCUACAUCAUGCAGACAUGCGUCCAUUUUAGGAAUCUGAGACUGAUGCUCUGGCUGAUGUGCGGACCGACAUAAAGAAGCGAAAACGAAGCAGGGGAAAAGUGAAUGGAGUUCCUGUUAUGGCGGAAACACCCAAGAGAGCCAAGAGAGCUAAGAGAGCCCGGAAAACAACUUAAAAGAUCGCGGUUGCAUUCACGACAUCAGGCGUUUCUAGGCGGGAUUGCGUAUAUCAUGAGGGUUCCUUUGUCUUGCUUUUCUCACCUGCCAGGAGUCGUUGGCUACGGUGUAUACCACUUGACGCACCGCCUCGCGCGAACAUGCGGGUGGUUAAUCUCUAUCUACAGGUUGCUUCUGUGCUUUGUAUACUAACUAACUACCUAGGUA
Messenger RNA from Annulohypoxylon maeteangense, 2215 nucleotides. Its product is annotated as SNF5-domain-containing protein. Gene Ontology annotation, molecular function: transcription coregulator activity. NCBI's taxonomy places the organism in Eukaryota, Fungi, Ascomycota, Sordariomycetes, Xylariales, Hypoxylaceae. The transcript has 2 exons. Bases 100 to 1863 code for a protein of 587 amino acids. Gene Ontology annotation, cellular component: nuclear chromosome; nucleus; RSC-type complex. Gene Ontology annotation, biological process: chromatin remodeling; regulation of transcription by RNA polymerase II. The record is from RefSeq and is a predicted model, not a curated record.